AUGGCUAGCGGUUAUGAGGAACAAUUCACAGUCUUCUAUCCUUUCCUUCAUUACGAGACCAUGAUGAUGAUCCACAAUCGAGUCGUCUUUGCCAUGGCAGAUGAGCGUCGGACAUUUGAUGUCUUGCGCUUUGUCGUAGCUGACAAGAAAUGUUUUUCUAUCCAGUUGAACAAACAUGGAGAGUACGAAAAUCAGGUGCUAAGCCGUCACUCUGGGCGAUGCGCCAUGCAGUUGGCUUUCAUCCAAAGCUAUUAA
This is a messenger RNA of Haemonchus placei, 255 nucleotides long. The record is from the annotation of a GenBank genome assembly. NCBI's taxonomy places the organism in Eukaryota, Metazoa, Nematoda, Chromadorea, Rhabditida, Trichostrongylidae.